Molecule: messenger RNA, 363 nt
Organism: Ustilaginoidea virens
Lineage: Eukaryota; Fungi; Ascomycota; Sordariomycetes; Hypocreales; Clavicipitaceae
Exons: 1
Coding region: 1-363 (120 amino acids)
Source: RefSeq, a predicted model, not a curated record
AUGGCGUCCCAGGCGCUCCUCGACGUUGGUCACUCCAGAGUCUCCCUCUCACGCGCCAUCCCGCAACUAGGUUGCGCAACCACGGAAGGACCAGCCUGCUUGCUUAUCCAGUUCUUAUCUGCGGCCGUACCCAAACCUUGGGUGGUGGUGGGGCCCCUCGUCCGUCUUGCGUCUACGGCCUGGUCUCUCUCGACAACAUCCCAGGCCUACAUCCUUCCCCCAUCCCCAGGCUGCCAUCAAGGUGUGCUGCUUUCUCACGACCGCGCAACUGCUCAGACAGCAAACUCCCCGGCCGGCUUCUUGUCUUUGGGCCUGAAAUCCUCACCUUGUGCUUCGGACGGAAUACAAGCUGCCUCUUUGUAG